Leucoraja erinaceus (little skate) is the source of this 3905-nucleotide messenger RNA. Its product is annotated as mucin-16-like. The transcript has 17 exons. NCBI's taxonomy places the organism in Eukaryota, Metazoa, Chordata, Chondrichthyes, Rajiformes, Rajidae. The record is from RefSeq and is a predicted model, not a curated record. The coding region runs from base 1215 to 3905 and encodes 896 amino acids.
UGUGUGGUUCAGUGCGUCCCUUGCAAACAUUCUUGCUGCACGGUGGGUCCUUGUUGUAAAACCUAACGGACAGUUUUUCAUCAUACAACUUCCCAUGCCACUGAACGUACCCUUGGACUGAUUGCAAAAUAAGUCACGCUUAGUACAGGAAAUUGGCAGGGAACACAGGAACAGGCUCUUCAGUCCACAAUGUCUGUGUCGAACAUGAUACUGAGAUAAAGUAAUCUCCUCUGCCUGCCUGAUCCAUAUCCUACUGUUCCCUGCAUAUCCAUGUGCUUAUCUAAACACCUUUUAAAUGCCACUAUUGCAUCUGUCUCCACCACUACAUCUGGCAUCCAAAUCAAGUCACCCACCACUCUCUGUGUGGAAAAAACCUUGACCUGCAUAUUACUUUUAAACUUUUCUCCACUCACCCUCAGGCCUAGCCCACCAGUCUUCGACAUUUCCACCCUGGGAAGAAGAUUCUGACUACACCCUUUCUAAUACUCUCAUAAUUUUUAGCGGGUCUGCCCUCAAAUUCCAAAAAGGUGGAAGAUCAGUCAUGAUCUUGAAUGGAGGAACAGGUCAAGGGGUUCAUUCGCCUAUGCCUUCUUCUUAAUUGGAUGCUGUAAAGCUUGCCUAGUGUAGGUUGGUGCAAAAAGGAAUCAAGGGAAAGCUGAUGGUUAUCUGUGAAAGAUAAUACAUUGUAUAAAGGAAUAAAGGGAAUGGGACCAAUGGGGAGAUUGCGUCUUUGGAAGGUGACCUACUCCUCCUGGGCCAAAUGGCCUCCAAAACACAAGAUAUUCCAGCAUUGCUAGAAAUUAACUCCAGUACAAAGUUGCCAAGACUUUCGAAUCAGUGAUGAAAAUAAGUUGGUUAUAAAAUCUCAGCCCAGUAAUACGUUUGUUGUACAAUGUUAUAACAUUAAUGAGAACAUUUAUAGUGGAUAAAGUACUUUUAUUUCUCAUUACCUAGAAAUUAGUCUAUGUUAAUUUUGCCUUCCCUCAUUUCAGAAUAGCUGAUAAACACGUUUCAAAGGCUUAGUUAUCUUACAUAAAAUUUUUGCCGUUUCAUUUAGUAUCCACCUGUGCUUCGAGGCUUAAAAUAAGGUGUGUUAUUAGACACCCUAUGAUUGAGUGACGUGACAUCACAUCAAGGUCUUAAAUAUGAGGGAACGUAAUUUUCUUCAGGUAGUCUCAUUUUAGGUUACACUGAGGCAGCUACACAAAGCAAAAAUGUUUUCCAGAACAUUUUACACAAAGGCCUUGUUAUGGAAUAUUUUAAUAUGUUGGCUGCAUCUUUCAGCUUCCGGAUCAUCAAAAAAUAAUGAAACAUCAGCUGAGAGCACUUCAACGUCAAAGGAUAUGAGAAUACAGCCCCGAAUAAUAGAGGUGGAAUCAAUAUCUACCACAGUUACAAAACUAAAUGCACAAGAGAGUCAAAAAGACAAGGACCAAGGAGCAGCACCGGCUUGUAACAGACUGCACCAAAUGCCUCCGAUAUCUCCAACAACCACUCCGGAUAAAAUAACAAUUGUGGUAGAAAAUGUGCACGGGACAGGAAACGAUUCCUCAAUUAACAAAACAAUCACUCAAACCCAAACAUCUACACCCUCCACUGGGCCUGUACCCAUCAUAAUACUUUUACCCACCAAAACGCCUACACCUUCCAUGGCACCUGUACCCAUCGUAAUACUUAUACCCACCAAAACAACGACACCCUCCACAAAAUCUACACCCUCCACACCAUAUAUACCCUCCAUAAUAACUAUACCCAACAAAAUACCUACACGAUCCACGACAACAUCCACAUCUUCUACAACUACACCCUCCACACCACAUAUACCCUACAUAAUAACUAUACCCAACAAAAUACCUCCACCCUCCACGACAUCUACCUCCGCAGCACUUAUACCCUCCAUAAUAACUAUACCCUUCAAAACUUUAGUUGAAACAACAUCUCCAAAAACAGUUGUGCCCGAACAUAUGCAAGAAGCUCCUUCAUGUAACAUCCCAGUACCUCCAUUGCAAUUUCCCCCAGAAUCCACAACAGCAACCACAGCUGAAACAACAUCUACAACUUCUCCAAAGGUAAUUGUGAUAGAAAAUGGACAAAAUCAAAGAGUAGGUCCAACAUCUGCAUCUAAAACAUCUACACCUUCCACAACAACUGUCGAUAUAUCCACAGCACCCACACCCACCCCAAUUGCAAUUAUAACUGCAGCUAAAACAAUAUCGCCACAUACCCCCAAAAUAAUUGUGAUAGACAAUGUAGAAAAUCAAUCGGAAAGUCCCUCAAAUAACAGAGCAAUCACUCAAGCAUCCACAUCUACACCCACCCCAACUACAACCACAGCUAAAACAAUAGCUGCACUGAACCCAAUAAUAAUCGUGAUAGAAAUCAUACAAAACGAAGAAAUUGUUCCCGCAUGUAACAUACGUCAACAACAAAUGUCCACAACUACCCCGACAACUACUGCAGCUGAAACAACAUCUACAAUGUUCCUAACAGUUGUUGCUGAGCCACCAAUUGUUCCUGAAGAAAAUAAGCCAAACAAUCAAGAGAAUCCAGAUUCAUUUCCAGUCGAGAAAAUAAACGCCAUUGAUUACAAUGUGGCAUUCGUUGUGGAAAGUCUGUCUAUUGUAGAAAUACAAGCAAUGCCCUUACAAACAGCAACCAUGAUUUCAACUGAGCUCACAGAUCUGUUUAAGAAGUGCAGUUUCAAUGCAACUUUCUUAAAAUGUGUCGUAAAAGCAUUCAGAGAGGUAACAGUUAACAGCACCAGAGUGGCUGCUGAUUGUUCAUUCCAAAACGUGUCCAACAUGGAACCCAUCAAACCAGAAGAGAUUUAUGAUGCAUUUAGAAGGGAGACCAAUAACCUUUCCACACUGGGGUCAUAUGCACUGCUAAGCUACAGCCUCCUCGUAGAUGAUUUCACCCUCCAGCCCAAUGUCAAUGUUCCAGUUCCAAUCGAGAUAACAAAUCCAAUUGCUUUUAACGUGAUGUUCACUGUCGACAGUCUGUCUUUUGAAGAAGCAGAAAUGAACCCUUCAGGAACAGCAACCACGAUUGAAGCUGAGCUCUCAAAACUGUUUGAAGACAGUAGUAUCGAAGCAACGUUCUUAAACUGUGCGGUAAAAUCAUUCAGAAGGGAAAUGGUUCACAGCACGAGAGUGGCAGCCGAUUGUUCAUUCCAAAACGUGUCCACCAUUGAAUCCAUCAACCGAGAAGAUGUAUCUAAUGUAUUUAGCGAGAAGACCGAUGACAUUUUAUCACUGGGGCCAUAUACGAUUCAAAUCUCCAGCCUCUUUGUAGAAGAUGUCAAUGCACAACCCAAUGACAAUGUUCUAGCUCCAAUCGAUGAAACAUCUCCCAUUGAAUACAACGUGACUUUCAUUGUUGACAAUCUGUCUAUUGAAGAAAUUCAAGCAAACCCUUCAGAAACAGCAACCAUGAUUGCAAAUAAGCUCACAGACCUGUUUGAGAACAGCAGUGUCAAUGCAACGUUCUUACAAUGUGACGUGAAAUCAUUCAGACAAGAAAUUGUUAACAAAACCAGAGUGACUGCUAAAUGUUUAUUCCAAAACGUGUCCACCAUGGAACCCAUCAAACGAGAAAAGAUUUAUGCUGUACUUAAUGAGAAGAUCGAUGACAUUUCCUCACUGGGGCCAUACGUACUGCAAAGCUACAGCCUCUAUGUAAACGAUUUCAAUGUACAGCACAAUGUCAAUGUUCCAGUUCCAAUCGAAGUAAUAAAUCCCAUUAAAUACAACGUGAAUUUCAUUGUUGACAAUCUGUCUAUUGAAGAAAUUCAAGCAAAACCUUUAGAAACAACAACCAUGAUUGCAAAUGAGCUCACAGACCUGUUUGAAAACAGCAGUGUCAAUGCAACAUUCUUAAAAUGUGACGUGAAAUCAUUCAGGUAA